ACUCAUCUCGACUCUCUUCCGCAGGUUCGGGCGCCGUUGGUCUCGCCCAUUUCGACAAGUGUAGCCACGACGAAUGUCUCAGCGGCCUGCACAUCUGCUCCCACGACGACGGGGUGAUGCACCUCCUCACGCGCAUCAAUGAGCUCUCCAUGGGCUACACAGAAGGCCGCCUCGAGCUCUGCGUCGUCGGGGGCUUCCAGGACGUCCGUGGCAUCUGCGAGAAGGUCACGCUCUCCCUCCUGAACGCCUUCCACAAGAGCCCGCCACACAUCCUCCUGCUGCUGCUGUGCACGGGGGAGGCCAACACCACGCUGCGGGGCAACAUCUCCUGGCCGAUGGUGAAGGGCAUUGGAGUGAGUACGCAGAAUGGCAAGAUCUUCCCGGCCACCUUCACCGACAAGGGCCCGUACCUGGUGCUGCGCUCAACGAGGAUCUUCACAGGAGCCCAGCAGAUGGUGGAUGUGUACGACUGUGCCCUGGGUCUGCUGCGCAUCGGACCCUUCAACUAUGAGCCUCACGCCGGGGUGGAGCUGCUGCUGCAACAGACGGAUGACGUGAUCCUGCAGUGCCUCUCCACCACGCCCGAGGUGGAGGGGCCCACAUGGGUCAAGAUGGUGCGUGAGGUCCUGAAGCACAUCAAGGAGCACCCCUUCCCCGCUGUCACCAUCUUCCCCGACAACCGGCCGCACUACUUCCGCCGGGACAACAUUGGCUCCUGGACUCCCGCCGAGCUGCCCAACAACAAUGACUCCACGCCCGACGCCAACGUGCAGGCCGCCGUGCAGGCCGUGGCCGCCACCGGGGCAUGGACGCAGGCCGGCGGCGUCACCACCACCUCGGCACCACCCACCCCGGCCGCCCUCUCCCCUGCCCCCUGGGGUGCCUCUGUGCCCCACAGCUCCCUGCAAUUGGACUGCCGCCUCAAGACCCAUCUGGCCGUCCCGCCCGUGGUCAACCCCGGGCAGCAUUAUGACGACCCGCUCCUCAACCCUGUCAAGGAGCGUUUCAUGCCCACGUGGCAGGCCUCGCAGUUGUGACCAUCCUCCUCCCCCUUCCACGACCCCUUUCCUCCGCCAGAAGGCAUGGGGGCAGGCUGAAUACCUGGCUGGGCGACGUGGCUCAGCGGCGGAGCACAGUCGCCAUCCCGCAAUCCUGCACCGGCCGCCAGAAUUCUUCGUGCCAAAUCGCAGAGCGCCUCCCACCGCCCGCCGCUACACGCCGCCCACACCCCCGCCUCGCGCGCCGCCGCUGCUCAGCCUCUGGCGCUGCACGGCUCGGUUUUCUGUCCUCUCCUUCAUUCCAUUCCGUAUGUCAUAAUGUUUUGUGUAGUUGUUAGGGGAAACUGUAAAUUAUUGAAGUUUUACCACAAUUUCUUCACCCGACAAAUGUGAACUGUACAUAAUUAUUACUCGCAUUUGUCCUAGCAUUUGAUUAGACUAAUUAUUGUACUACUACCACUACUACUGUUUCUAGGAUUAAUGAACAUGUCGGAAAUGUGGUUAGUGUAGACGUGGAGGUGGCGUGGGCGGGCGUGGGCGGGCGUGGAGGCAGCAGGUGGGGUCUGGAUGCACCAUUCACCUGGGAUAAGGUUUGUCUCUUCCCCUCCCUCCCUUUCCCUCUAUCUCGCUCCCUCUCUCUCUCGUCCAAGGUGCAAUAUACGCCCCAGGCUGGGGUCAUAAUCCCUAUAUUCAUAAUAGUUUUGUUGCCUUUUUUGUCUUAAUUAAGAUUCAUGAGUAACCAGAGUGAAGAAGACUUGCUUUCUGUAUAUAGUGAUGCAUAUUGUAAAAACAUAAAGUGCAUAGCCACACAUACAGUCAGAUUGCAAGUUACAUCAGCCCCACCACAUGUGUGCACAGAUAGAUGUUUCAGAUGCAUUUCAGAAAAAACGAGACAACUUGAGCCAGAUUAUGGGAAAUAUUUGUGGAAGUAGUUUUUGAUUUUACUCUUGAUUCUGUUUUUGAUGCUGAUAUAAAGAGCAAUGGAGCCAUUGGUGGGGGGACCUGAAGGGGUGUUCAGGCGCUUCAAUCUGACUGUACGAGGUGAGCCACACCGGGCAGAGAGCCGUGCGCUGGUCACUAUGGCAGCAGGCAAGGAGUCUUUACACAUCCUUGAGGAAAGUAAAGCUGACUUCUCACCGCUGGAGUAAAUUAACUGAAAGACUUCCGAGUAGUUCAGAGAGUGCUGGUUGUGGACCGUUCUCUAUUUAAUCCGCUGUAGUAAAUAUGUAUAUGAAAGCAAGAACAAUUAUAUUAUUAUCAGGCUCAUAUCAACCAGCACUCAUCUGCCAACAACACUUUCAUUUAUUUUACACCACCGAUGGAAGGAUACUCGAUGGAGCCCAUUUUAAUGUUGACUAAACUGUUCGUAAUAAUUUUUUCUCUUCCGUACUCUGAAUUCGCCAUGUAAUAUACUACUAUUUUGUAUGCUUUGUCUUUACCCCUGUUUCUGUGUGUAGAUAUCCUUUAGAAAAAUAUAAAGCAGUUUUUUCGUUUAGUUUAGAGAUGGCAGAUACCGUACAGUUGUGUAUUGCUAAUUAUAUAGAUUCUUACCCUUUAGUAGAAGGAAUCUCAUGGUGAUCUGAUUGACAGUAUGAUUCGAUGUUAUAUAAAUGUUUUCUGGUGUGGUAUGAUGAUGGAAGAUACUGAGGACACACCAUGAAGUGUCCCACAGUAUGAACAUUGCCAUGGAAAGGAAAAAAAGAAAGUUGGUGAAGCUGAAACGAGUGAAGAUUUUUUUGUGUUGGCAUCAGUGCAUUCUCAUGUUUGGUGUGCGAGACAGCGCUGCAUUUCUUUAGGUUAAGCAAGGCACAUAAAGAAGAACUUGAGCUUCAUAGGUGCUGCUUAUCAACCAUCAUUAAUUUAUGAUUUGGUUUUGUAUUUUUAUUGUUACUUUUUUAUCAUUUUGCUUCUUGACUCCAUGUGGUUUUCUUUAAAUGCAGUCAUUUUGGUAUAGCUUGUUUUAAAUUAUUUUCUAUUGGGGUAAGACUGUUCAUAAAAGACGGCUGAGACUGUGUACUGUGGUCUCCGAGAGAAGAGGUGUUCCUGGAUUGAUGUGUUGGUUGUAGAAACUACCUACUGUAAACUUGUCCCAAUUACUCUGGCUUCUAUAUUAUUCACUUCUGCAUAGAUAUAAACUUUAGACCUUCAUUGUAUUUGUUCAUUUCCUCACUGUCACAUCUGCUCCUUCAAUUUGUAUGUGUGUGUUUGUCUGAUUCUCUUAUUAUUUUCCUAAAUUUUCUUUGAAGAUAGUUUAAGUGAAGUGUUUGUCUCACGGUCCUGUUGGCUGAAACUCAUGAAGAUCAAAAUGGCUGCAGACACGGCAAGAACAUUCUUGAACUUGAUUACAUUACUUUGCAAAUUUGCUGUUGUCUUGGUAAAGUUGUUAGUUCCUUACAUUUAUAUAAUUCAAGCUCUUGUAUAUAAGAGAAAAACUGUAAACUAUUAGAAAUUGGCUGCAUGUAAAUGGUUAUGAAUACUUAUUAUUGUGGUUAAUGUGAUAACAGUCAUCACAUUUAUUUAUGGAUGACGUGUGCUCAGCACACACUGCCAUGACACCUUUCGAGUUUCAGCCAACACGGGUGACCAGCUGUCCUGAGGCUGUGUGUAGGAUUCUCAGAGGGAACAAGAAGGUAACAGGUGUCAUGAGUGACAGCAUGAAAAGAUUUUUCCCUUUGAUGAAUAUUAUAAAAGCUUCCCAUUUAAUUUUCUUAUUCUUUUUCUUACCAGUGAAGGAAAUUAUAGAGUUAUUACUGUUCUAUUCCUGAACUCUGUUAUCAUACGAAAAUUAAACUCAUUAAAAUACUUUCCCAGGACCUUUGUCGCUCUAACCGAACCCAAACCCACACCCACACAGAACACCUGGAAACACAACACCUUUCUCUUAUUGUUCCCCACGUACAUUGGUUUCCAUGAAGUGCUUGAUAUUGAAAUGUUGUUGGAUGUGCCUGCGAGUGUGUCCAUGCUGAGUGUCCUUAGUGAAGUCUGUGAGCUCUCUUGUAGUACCUGCCGUGUGGGAAGGAAAGUGUAACGCCACAACGGAAGGCUGUCCCGCCCUGCCUCUCCACGAUGGUUGAGUAGCGUCUCCACAGUGAACUGAUAGAGACUUACGACCAAGUGUGGAUUAGGCCUGAGGUGUGUAUUCCCCUGCACUGGAUGACUGGAAAGCAACAACAACAAUAGUGACAACAACAAAGACUUCUGAUACUACUACUACUACUACUACUACUACUACUGCUACUGCUACUACUACAACUACUACUACCACUACUAUUACUACUAUUACCACUACUACUACUUCUACUACUACUACUACUACUACUACUACUAUUACUACUAUUACCACCACUACUACUACUACCACCACUGUUACUACUAUUACUACUACUACUACUACUAUUACUACUAUUACCACUACUACUACUACCACCACUGUUACUACUACUACUACUACUACUACUACUACCACUACUACUACCACCACUGUUACUACUUUUACUACUACUACUACUACUACUUCUACUUCUACUACUACUACUACUACUACUACUACCACCAUUACUUCUACUAUUACUACUAUUACCACAAAAGCUAGUACAUUGUCUCAUAUGAGACUUUUAACCCUCUUUAUACUGCACACUUUUUUCCUACAUGCUGUUAUAAUUAAUGUACACCUUUCUGCAGCUGCGUAUGAAACAUUGUCAUUUGGUUUACAAACUGUAGGACAAAAGCCUUUGUUUAUAAAGUCCUAGAGUGUCUUUGGGUCAAAGGCACCCUGGAGAUUUUCACAAACUGGGUAUCAGAACUCUGAUGAGAAAAUGCUUGGAUUUUGAUGGGGAGAUGAGUGUCUUAAAUAAGUCGAGCUGAAUUAUAUUAUUCUGCUUCCAUACACAACUCCCUCAUAUGUAAAGUAGAUAAGCCUGUCGCAGCAUGGCAAGGGGUGUUGUGUGCUGGCUUGACGGGUCUCCAUGAACACCACCUUCAGCCACACCUGAGGCCACCAGGUGACCAAAAAAGAAGUACGGUAGUGAUGUUUGUGCAGGGAAGGUGAAGGAUUAUAUGUGGCUCAGUGUUUAGGAUUACAUUGUGAGGCAACUGUUUGUUGCAUCAGCAUUCAAACACGAUUUGCAGACAUACUUAAUAUUCCAUAACAAUUUUCAUUCCUUUCACUCUAAAGAUCCCACUUGAAUGUCAUGUAUUAGUUGCUAAUUUCAUUCUUUGUAGGGAAAAAAAACAUGGGUAUGGAUAAUGCUUCUAAAUGUAUAUAAUUAGGUAGUGGAUAUAUACAAAAAAACAGAUUGUACCAAACAUUAGUGAUUAUUAGCGAAUGUGUGGCUCAGUGACAGGACGAGGAGCCGAGAGCUGUCCUGAAGUAAUGAAAGUUGGGAAAGUAGAAGACAAUAAACACUUUGAAAAAACAAUAAA
Molecule: messenger RNA, 5420 nt
Organism: Eriocheir sinensis (Chinese mitten crab)
Lineage: Eukaryota; Metazoa; Arthropoda; Malacostraca; Decapoda; Varunidae
Product: protein N-terminal asparagine amidohydrolase-like
Exons: 6
Coding region: 117-1037 (306 amino acids)
Biological process (GO): ubiquitin-dependent protein catabolic process
Cellular component (GO): nucleus
Molecular function (GO): protein-N-terminal asparagine amidohydrolase activity
Source: RefSeq, a predicted model, not a curated record